Molecule: messenger RNA, 2325 nt
Organism: Lucilia sericata (common green bottle fly)
Lineage: Eukaryota; Metazoa; Arthropoda; Insecta; Diptera; Calliphoridae
Gene: barc
Product: HIV Tat-specific factor 1
Exons: 7
Coding region: 136-2235 (699 amino acids)
Biological process (GO): mRNA splicing, via spliceosome
Cellular component (GO): U2-type spliceosomal complex; U2 snRNP
Molecular function (GO): RNA binding
Source: RefSeq, a predicted model, not a curated record
AGAAGUUUAUUUAUUUCCCCCCAAAAACAGCUGGAGCUUUCAGCAAAAAUAUAAAUAAAAAAUAUAUUGAAGUGAUAAAGAAACAUAAAUUGCAAACAUAUUAAACAAUUGAGCAAAAAUAUAUUAUUUUUAAAAAUGAGUGAAAGCUCGGUGGAAGUGUUGGGGACCGUGGAGCAGUCAUCUAUAGUAAAUGAGCUAAAAGAUGAAUAUGUAGUAGCCAAAGAGGACAACCAAGAUCCUCCCCGUGUAACUAAUACAGAAGAAAAAUCAACUGUGCUAGAAGACGAAGUGGAGAAAACCCAAGCGUCUGCUUCUUUAGAAUCGAAAAUUGAACAUCUACAAGAAGACACGGAUCCCCUAAGAGAAACAAAACAAACUUUACAAUCCAAAACAGAUAAAGUAACUAAAAAUAUGGCUAAAGAAAUUGUAAUUAAACACUCAUUAAAAUCAAACAAAGAUGAAGAGGAAUCACAAUCCACUUCCUCACCUUUAGACACACAAAUUAAACAGGCACAAUGUUGUAGAACUGAAGUCGAAUCAGAAAAUAUUGCUGAGACAUUAGAAACAAAAACCUCCAAUGAACAAGAAAAUUCUAACACAACGCCCACUACAGGAAAAUGUGUUAGUAAAACUACGAAUGAAGAUUGUAAAGAAAAUCCCAAGGAUGAAUAUGCCGAGCAUGUUACAUACGCAGAGGAUGGCACUGCUAUUUAUACCGACCCAAAAACUAAUUAUCGUUAUAAAUGGUGUACCAAAGAAAAUAACUGGAUACCACACGAUACAACUACCUCCACAAAUCCAUAUGAAAAUGAGCAUUAUAAAUGGUGCAAUGAAACUCAGAAAUGGAUACCUAAACAGACACAAGUAACCGAAACUGAACAUUACAAAUGGGAUGCAGAAAAAAAUCAGUGGGUGGCAAAAGUUAAAGAAGCUGUUGCCACUACAGAUCAAACGAAUCCUGCUGAAAUUGUGUAUGACAUUGAUGAAAAUGGUCAACGUACUUAUACCGACAAAGAUGGUACCGUUUUCUUUUGGGAUGUCGAAAAGAAUGCCUGGUUUCCCAAAAUCGAUGAUGAUUUUAUGGCUCGCUAUCAAAUGAGUUACGGAUUCAUUGAUAAUACUAGUGAAAGUGAAAGGGAGAAAGAAAAACUUGAGCUAGAAGCUGCAGUGCAAAAAGAAAAAGAAUUGGCCAGAAUGGUAGAGGAAGCCAAGGCAAACGAAGAGGCCUCAAAAGAGGCUGCCAAACAAGGUGUCAAGCGUAAACAACCACAAGAACCACCCAAAUGGUUUGAUAUAGAUCCUGCUCAAAAUACAAAAGUUUAUGUAUCCAAUUUACCUUUGGAUAUAACAUUAGAUGAAUUUGCUGAAGUCAUGAGUAAAUGUGGCAUGAUAAUGCGUGAUCCUCAGACUCAAAAAUAUAAAUUAAAAUUGUAUACCGAAUCAGAUGGUCAAAUCAAAGGAGAUGGUUUAUGUGAUUAUAUUAAGGUCGAAUCAGUUGACUUGGCUUUGAAUAUUCUAGACGAGUAUGAUCUUCGAGGCAAUAAGAUACGAGUGCAAAGAGCACAAUUUCAAAUGAGAGGCGAAUACAAUCCGGCAUUAAAGCCCAAACGAAAAAAGAAGGACAAAGAGAAAUUGGCUAAAAUCAAGGAAAAACUUUUUGAUUGGCGUCCAGAAAAAAUGCGCGGCGAAAGAUCUAAACAUGAAAAAACAGUCAUUAUCAAAAAUCUAUUCCAUCCGGAAUUAUUCGAAAAGGAAGUACAAUUGAUACUGGAUUAUCAAAAUGAUUUGAGAGAGGAGUGCAGCAAAUGUGGCACAGUACGCAAAGUUGUAAUAUAUGAUCGGCACUCGGAAGGUGUAGCUCAAGUUAAUAUGUCUUCCCCAGAAGAAGCCGACCUGGUGAUACAAAUGAUGCAUGGUCGAUUUUUUGGUAAACGCCAAUUAACAGCUGAACAUUGGGAUGGCAAAACAAAAUACAAGGUCGAAGAAACCGAAGAGGAAAUACAGAAACGUUUAAAUAAAUGGGAUCAAUAUUUGGAAACAGAAGAGAAUAAAAAAACGAAUUUGCAGCAGGAACAAAAUAAUGAAGUAGAAAAAACUGAAUCGCAAGAUUCUGUACGGCAGCCUCAUAGUGAAACUUUUAAAGGCGAACAGUUGCUAGAACACGCAGAGACGUCUAAUACUGACGAAACACAAAAAGAUGUAACCACUAUCGCUGCGAUCUCAACGAAAAUCUAAACUAAAGUUAAAAAACCUGUAGACAGGUUUAUAGAGCAACUUGAGAUUUUAAAUUGAAUAAAUAAAAUAGCACGAAAUUCUAUACAAAAA